AUGGCUGAGAAGGAGGGCAACCUCGAGGCCGUCCUCAAGGAGGCCGUCGACCUGGAGAACAUCCCCCUCGAGGAGGUGUUCGAGAAUCUGAGAUGCAGCCGCGAGGGUCUCUCCACUCAGCAGGCGCAGCAGCGCCUCGAAAUCUUUGGCCCCAACAAGCUCGAGGAGAAGGAGGAGAGCAAAUUCCUCAAGUUUUUGGGCUUCAUGUGGAAUCCACUCUCCUGGGUCAUGGAGGCUGCAGCAAUCAUGGCCAUUGCCCUUGCCAAUGGAGGGGGGAAGCCACCAGAUUGGCAGGACUUUGUUGGUAUCAUAACUCUGCUUGUCAUCAACUCAACAAUCAGUUUUAUCGAGGAAAACAAUGCUGGUAAUGCUGCUGCAGCCCUCAUGGCUCGUCUCGCACCUAAAGCCAAGGUGCUUCGUGACGGUCGAUGGACUGAGGAAGAGUCAGCCAUUCUUGUACCAGGAGACAUUGUCAGUAUUAAACUCGGAGACAUUAUACCUGCAGACGCACGCCUCCUUGAGGGGGAUCCUUUGAAGAUCGAUCAGUCUGCCCUGACUGGAGAGUCACUGCCGGUCACCAAAGGUCCCGGUGAUGGUGUCUAUUCUGGUUCGACGGUCAAGCAAGGUGAAAUUGAAGCUGUUGUGAUUGCCACCGGUGUUCACACUUUCUUCGGAAAGGCUGCUCACCUUGUUGACUCCACAAACCAAGUUGGCCAUUUCCAGAAGGUCUUGACGGCUAUUGGGAACUUCUGCAUUUGCUCAAUUGCUGUGGGGAUGUUUGUUGAGAUCAUUGUCAUGUAUCCUAUCCAGCACAGGGCAUACCGCCCUGGGAUCGACAACCUCCUCGUCCUUCUCAUUGGAGGCAUCCCCAUAGCCAUGCCGACAGUCCUAUCUGUAACUAUGGCUAUUGGGUCCCAUCGUUUGUCUCAACAGGGAGCUAUCACAAAGAGAAUGACUGCAAUCGAGGAGAUGGCUGGCAUGGAUGUUCUUUGCAGUGAUAAAACAGGAACUCUGACCUUGAACAAGCUUACUGUGGACAAGAACCUCGUUGAGGUUUUUGAAAGGGGCAUUACUCAGGACCAAGUGAUUCUCAUGGCUGCUAGAGCAUCUCGUACAGAAAACCAAGAUGCUAUUGAUACUGCUAUUGUUGGGAUGCUAGCUGAUCCUAAAGAGGCACGCGCUGGCAUCCAAGAAGUUCACUUCCUGCCAUUCAAUCCUACUGACAAAAGGACAGCACUGACAUAUAUUGACGGCGAUGGGAAAAUGUAUCGUGUUAGUAAGGGUGCACCUGAGCAGAUUCUCCAUUUGGCUCACAACAAGUCAGAGAUAGAGAGGAGGGUCCAUGCUGUGAUUGAUAAAUUUGCAGAGCGUGGACUUAGAUCUCUUGCUGUAGCAUAUCAGGAAGUACCUGAGGGGAGGAAAGAAAGUCCUGGUGGUCCAUGGCACUUUGUUGGUCUCAUGCCACUUUUUGAUCCUCCAAGACAUGACAGUGCUGAAACAAUUCGGAGGGCACUCAACCUUGGUGUGAAUGUCAAGAUGAUCACUGGUGAUCAGUUGGCAAUCGGAAAGGAAACAGGACGCCGUCUAGGAAUGGGUACAAAUAUGUAUCCUUCUUCUGCUUUGUUAGGGCAGAACAAGGAUGAGUCUAUUGCUGCUUUACCUGUUGAUGAUCUCAUCGAGAAAGCCGAUGGUUUUGCUGGUGUAUUCCCUGAACAUAAGUAUGAGAUCAUGAAACGUCUGCAAGCACGGAAGCAUAUCUGUGGAAUGACUGGUGAUGGAGUAAAUGAUGCUCCAGCCCUGAAGAAAGCUGACAUCGGUAUUGCUGUUGCCGAUGCAACUGAUGCUGCAAGGAGUGCUUCAGAUAUUGUCCUCACAGAACCAGGACUUAGUGUGAUCAUUAGUGCUGUGCUUACUAGUCGUGCUAUUUUCCAGCGUAUGAAGAAUUACACGAUCUAUGCUGUCUCGAUCACCAUUCGUAUUGUGCUUGGAUUUAUGCUCCUUGCCCUCAUUUGGAAAUUUGAUUUCCCCCCAUUCAUGGUCCUAAUCAUUGCAAUUCUAAAUGAUGGUACCAUAAUGACUAUAUCAAAGGAUCGUGUAAAACCAUCCCCACUACCCGACAGCUGGAAGCUGGCUGAAAUUUUCACAACUGGAGUUGUCCUUGGUGGAUAUCAAGCAAUGAUGACUGUCAUCUUCUUUUGGGCUGCAUACAAGACAAACUUUUUCCCAAAAAUAUUUCAUGUUGAAAGCCUUGAGAAGACAACUCAAGACGAUUUCCAAAAGCUUGCCUCUGCUGUUUACCUGCAAGUCAGCACCAUCAGCCAAGCCCUCAUCUUUGUGACAAGGUCCCGGAGCUGGUCAUUUGUCGAGCGCCCAGGGUUUCUACUGGUCUUUGCUUUCUUGGUUGCGCAGCUGAUUGCUACACUGAUUGCUGUGUAUGCUGACUGGGCAUUCACUUCGAUCAAAGGCAUUGGGUGGGGCUGGGCUGGUAUUGUGUGGCUUUACAACAUCAUCUUCUACUUCCCGCUCGAUAUCAUCAAGUUCCUUAUCAGAUAUGCUCUUAGCGGGAAAGCGUGGGAUCUUGUCAUUGAGCAGAGGAUUGCGUUCACAAGGAAGAAGGACUUCGGUAGGGAGGAGAGGGAGCUGAAGUGGGCACAUGCACAGAGGACCCUCCAUGGGCUACAGGCACCUGAUGCCAAGAUGUUCCCAGAGAAGGCUGGGUACAAUGAGCUGAACCAGAUGGCUGAGGAGGCGAAGAGGAGGGCCGAGAUUGCAAGGCUGCGGGAGCUUCACACACUCAAGGGGCAUGUGGAGUCUGUUGUGAAGCUGAAGGGGCUUGACAUCGAGACCAUCCAGCAGUCCUACACAGUGUAA
Miscanthus lutarioriparius is the source of this 2871-nucleotide messenger RNA. Lineage: Eukaryota; Viridiplantae; Streptophyta; Magnoliopsida; Poales; Poaceae. The record is from the annotation of a GenBank genome assembly.